AUGGACGACUUUUCCGCAUCGACACAGAAUCGGAAGCGCGAGCCCGCUGGGCCGGAAUCGCUCGAAGAUAUUCGCGCAGCCAUUGCAAACAUCGAGGCCGACUACCGGGCGAAGGGUGUCACUCUAAGUGGCCGCAUCGUGCACGCAUGUCACUACUUACCCAUCGUUAGCCGUCUGAAUACUGGCGAGACACCAAGAGUCGAACGCAGCGGCCUCGCUACGCCUCCCCGCACCCCCGAUUUUUUGCCCCGCUCUCCAGAACCUGAUGUCGUAUCCCCUGGCCCUUCUCUCGACGGAGCGAUUCUCGACCAGGAGAAGAUGCGCCCCCUCGCUGGGUACUAG
Molecule: messenger RNA, 342 nt
Organism: Rhizoctonia solani
Lineage: Eukaryota; Fungi; Basidiomycota; Agaricomycetes; Cantharellales; Ceratobasidiaceae
Product: glycosyltransferase family 20 protein
Exons: 1
Coding region: 1-342 (113 amino acids)
Source: RefSeq, a predicted model, not a curated record